GUUUGUGCACCAGUUAAAAGAUAUCACAGGGAGCUGUGGAGAUUUAAUAGUUAUCCAGGUUCCGGGGCCGCGCACUGUUUUCGGGAGGAGUUGCAUAAGAUAUCUGUGAUAUUGCCCCACGGUGUGUAAGGCCGCCGGUGAGCGGAGGGGAACAUAUGACGGACACGCGUGACGUGGGGCAUAGCUGCGGGUCGGCGAGCUUCGGUGGGGGGAAAUCACGGGGUACGUCAGCUCUGGGGCCGAAUUAUUACCUCAGGACUGGUCUGGCUCAGAGUUAACGGGGGCUUUACCGUUUAACUACCCCUGUGGGUUCUGUUUUUGUUGGGUCCUGUUCUGUGGUGCAGAUAGGACAGGGUAGUUACCCCCGGGCUGGGCUGACUGAAGUUGUGGGCAUCCGAGUUACUUCCUUGUAGGAGUUUGGCUCAGUGCCAGCCAUUUGGAUUUUACCAGCUCACUGCCAGCCAUGGAGGGUCCUGAGGUGGGAGAGGGGGAUAAUGUCCUCAAUAUGUCCCGCCUGGGCCUGGAGAACCUAACUCUGGAUCAGGUCAGUGAGGACAAGAGGAAGGAGGUCCAGCAACUUCUCCUGCCCCAGAACCGCAUGGUGGUCCUUCCCCCCGGCCUGGGCACCUUCUCCCAGCUAUUGCUACUGGACGUGAGUAACAACAACCUGGCCUACAUAGGGGAGGAAAUACUGGGGCUCACCAAGCUCAGGACCCUGCUGGCCAAGAACAACCGCCUGGAUGAGUUCUCCUUGCCCAAAGAGUUAGGCACCAUGAGGAACCUGGAGGUGCUGAACCUGAGUGGCAACCAGUUUGAGGAGAUCCCCAGCCAGGUGCUACAGCUGCAGACCCUCAAGACCCUCUCGAUGGGGGGCAACAGGUUGAAGAGCAUCCCAGCUGACAUAGAUAACAUGAUCAGCCUAGAAUUCCUGUACCUGGGUGGUAACUUUAUCACCUCGAUUCCUCCAGAACUGGCCAACCUGCCAUACCUCAGCUACCUGGUGCUGUGUGAUAACAGAAUACAUAGUGUGCCCCCGCAGCUUGCACAAAUUCAUUCAAUGCGGUCACUCAGCUUGCACAACAACCUCCUGACCUACCUCCCUCGUGAGAUCCUCAGCUUGGUGCACCUGCAGGAACUCAGUCUGCGUGGGAAUCCCUUGGUGGUGAGAUUUGUACGUGACCUGAUUUACACGCCACCCACUCUGCUGGAACUGGCUGGACGCACAAUUAAGAGCCGCAGCAUUCCUUAUACACCGCUAGAGUUGCCAGAGAACCUGGUGCAGUAUCUGGACUUUGCCAGCAAGUGCCCAAACCCCAAGUGUGGUGGUGUGUACUUUGACUGCUGCGUGCGCCAGAUCAAGUUUGUGGACUUCUGUGGGAAGUACCGCCUGCCACUCAUGCAUUAUCUGUGCUCCCCGGAGUGCUCCUCUCCCUGUAGCUCCACUUCCCAGAGUGAAUCUGACUCAGAGGAUGAAGCCAGUGUCGCUGCCCGGCGGAUGCAGAAGGUGCUGUUGGGCUGAAGUUGCAGUCCUUUGUGGUGGCCUAAAUGUGAUCAAAACUUACUGUGGUGACUGAGGAGAUAGCAAAAUAUUAACUAACAAUGUCUACUCGGAUGCCAGUAGGAAUAGAGCUAAGGUGUCUUCUAUUGCUUCUCUACCAUGUUCAUUGAGGUUCUCUAGAGCCUUCUUGAUCUGUCUCAGUCUUCUGUCGCUAAUCUCAGAUCCUGAUGAUUGUACUAUACCCGCCUGCUUUUUGAGGACCAUGUCAGGAGCAGGUCUAUCAUCACCAGCAAUUAUGGCAGUAUGACUGGUUUGUUUACAGGUCUUGUGGACACAAUCUUUACAAAUCCGUUAUCUUAGAGUGGAGUUGGGUAUCUGUCUGUACCUACCACAAGUAUUGACUGACAACAGCUAGUUAAUAGCAAUGGUCACAACCGUAUCGCUACAUAUUUUGUCAUUUGUAGAAUCCUGGUGACACAGGCUCUUAUAGAAGAGUACAGCCUGAUGUACUGUUUGUAACAUAGCACUUUAUGCCCCCAAAACAUAUUGCCUUAAACUCCUUUCUUGUGCAAAAUAGUUAAAACAAGCAACUCAUGACACAAGUGCGAGACUGUCUAGCUUUUGUCUUUGUGCCUUAAAUGGAUAGUGCAACAUGGCUUACUAUCAUUUGUGACACCUUGUGGUCACUCUGUAACUUAUUUAACUUAGUAGAGGGCUUUUUUUUUUUUUUGUCCUUUUUUACUGCACCAUGAAUUGUAUCAAAUACUCAAUACAAAGAUUGGACCGUAUGCGGACUACUGAGAUACUCAAGUGACAUGAUGACAAAAACGUUACUUCAUCGCAGUGAUAAUCGCUUGUUGCGCUGCUGAAGGGUGGGGCCCGACCGGAGUGAUGAUCCCAGAUCUUAUACUUGUUUGGCAUAAAGGAAAAAACACACCUGUAACAUUUCAAAAUAAGAUGGUUAUUUACUUUGUAGAUUUUGUACGAGAACAUUAAGUAAACUGUUAAUAUGAACAUAGUAAAUGUACAGCUAACCUAUAA
Messenger RNA from Bombina bombina (fire-bellied toad), 2539 nucleotides. It is a transcript of the gene LRRC58, whose product is annotated as leucine rich repeat containing 58. The record is from RefSeq and is a predicted model, not a curated record. NCBI's taxonomy places the organism in Eukaryota, Metazoa, Chordata, Amphibia, Anura, Bombinatoridae. Gene Ontology annotation, molecular function: protein binding. The coding region runs from base 464 to 1519 and encodes 351 amino acids. The transcript is spliced from 4 exons.